Molecule: messenger RNA, 5472 nt
Organism: Pungitius pungitius (ninespine stickleback)
Lineage: Eukaryota; Metazoa; Chordata; Actinopteri; Perciformes; Gasterosteidae
Gene: nnt
Product: nicotinamide nucleotide transhydrogenase
Exons: 22
Coding region: 149-3415 (1088 amino acids)
Biological process (GO): NADPH regeneration; proton transmembrane transport
Cellular component (GO): mitochondrial inner membrane
Molecular function (GO): NADP binding
Source: RefSeq, a predicted model, not a curated record
CGUCAGCCCGGUGGACGUCUUCUUCCGGGUCGACAGAGAGUUCCUCUGCUGCAGAGAGCCAGGACUGUUGGCAAAGGAGGGGUGUCGUCUGUCCUGCUGAGCUCCUCCUGCUGUGUUAGUGUCGUGUGUGUGUGUGUGUGCGCGCACCAUGGCGAGCCUCCUACGCGUCGUGGCGGCCAGCUGCUCGGCCCCUGUUUUCAGUGGAGUUUCCUGCGCGAAGCUGCAGAGCGGCGUCGCCAUCAAAUCCUCAUGCCUUCGCUUUUUCAGGACCCAUCAAUCUCUCGGGCGAUGUGCCAGUCCAGCAGGUAUUCCGUACAAACAACUCACAGUCGGCGUACCAAAGGAAAUCUUCCUGAAUGAGCGUCGCGUCGCGCUUUCCCCUGCUGGUGUCCAGGCUCUCAUCAAACAGGGCUUCAACGUCGUCGUGGAGACGGGAGCCGGAGAGCCUUCAAAGUUCCAUGAUGAGCACUAUACCCAGGCUGGAGCAACAAUUAAAGACAUUAAAGAUGUCCUGGCAUCAGAUGUGCUGGUUAAGGUCCGCGCUCCCGUUUUCAAUCCUGAAUUGGGCGUCCAUGAGGUGGAGAUGAUGAAGGACGCGGCCACUUUAAUCAGCUUCAUCUACCCAGCCCAGAACCCUGAGCUGAUGGACAUGCUGUCCCAGAAGAAGGCCACCGUCGUGGCUAUGGACCAGGUGCCCAGGGUCACCAUCGCCCAGGGUUACGAUGCACUGAGCUCCAUGGCAAACAUUGCAGGGUACAAGGCUGUUGUGUUAGCAGCUAAUAACUUUGGUCGCUUUUUCACUGGACAGAUCACAGCAGCGGGUAAAGUGCCACCUGCAAAAGUUCUGAUCAUUGGAGGUGGAGUGGCUGGAUUGGCUUCAGCCGGUACUGCAAGAGCCAUGGGAGCCAUCGUCAGAGGAUUUGAUACCAGAGCUGCAGCUUUGGAGCAGUUUAAAUCUCUGGGCGCAGAGCCACUGGAAGUGAACAUUGCUGAGUCAGGAGAGGGGCAGGGAGGCUACGCCAAGGUCAUGUCGAAGGAGUUCAUAGAGGCGGAAAUGAAGCUGUUUGCCAAGCAGUGUCAGGAGGUGGACAUUAUCAUCACCACUGCUCUUAUCCCUGGAAAGCGUGCACCCAUCCUAAUCACCAAACCGAUGAUUGAGAGCAUGAAAGAUGGGUCAGUGGUGGUGGACUUGGCUGCUGAGGCCGGAGGAAACAUUGAGACCACAUUACCAGGAGAGCUCUCUGUGCACAAGGGUGUAACCCAUAUCGGCUACACAGACUUGCCCAGUCGUCUGCCUACACAGUCCAGCACUCUGUACUCAAACAACAUCACUAAGUUGAUGAGGGCCAUCAGCCCAGACAAGGAGAACUUUUACCUCGACGUCAAGGAGGCGUUCGACUACGGCACCAUGGAUCACGUCGUCAGGGGAUCUGUUGUCAUGCAGGAUGGAAAGAACCUGUUCCCGGCUCCACAGCCUAACAAUGUGCCUGUUGCAGCUCCUCCCAAACCCAAAUCCCUCCAGGAACAGGCGAAGGAAAAGGCAGCACUAGUCUCCCCCUUUAAGGCUACACUCACUACUGCUGGAGUGUACACUGGAGGUGCUGCCACCCUGCUGGGUCUGGGUCUGUCGGCUCCUAACGCCGCCUUCACGCAGAUCGUCACCACCUUCGGUCUGGCUGGCAUCGUGGGAUACCACACAGUGUGGGGGGUCACUCCUGCUCUGCACUCGCCACUCAUGUCAGUGACCAACGCUAUCUCAGGUCUGACGGCUGUGGGUGGUCUGUCCCUGAUGGGAGGCGCCUACACCCCAACAAGUUCUGCCGAGACACUGGCUGUGCUGGCGGCCUUCAUCUCCUCGGUCAACAUUGCUGGUGGUUUCCUGGUGACUAAGAAGAUGUUGGACAUGUUCAAGCGCCCCACUGAUCCUCCAGAGCAUAACUACCUCUAUCUGCUUCCCGGCGGUGUCUUCCUCGGGGGCUACGGCGCUGCUCUGCAGUCUGGAUACAACAUCGAACAGAUGAUGUACCUGGGCUCGGGUCUGUGCUGUGUCGGUGCCUUGGCUGGCCUUUCCAACCAGAAGACGGCCCGCCUGGGUAACGCGUUGGGUAUGAUGGGAGUUGCAGGAGGGAUCCUUGCCACCCUGGGCGCCCUCAAACCGAGUCCCGAGCUCUUGGCACAGAUGAGCGCGGCCAUGGCUGUAGGUGGCACUACUGGCUUGGCCAUUGCUAAGAAGAUCCAGAUCACUGACCUGCCCCAGCUGGUGGCUGCAUUCCACAGCUUGGUGGGGAUGGCUGCCGUGCUCACCUGUGUGGCCGAAUACAUGAUCGAGUACCCCCACUUUGCCACGGACCCUGCAGCCAACCUCACCAAGAUAGUUGCGUACCUCGGCACCUACAUUGGCGGAAUCACUUUCAGUGGCUCUUUGGUUGCGUACGGCAAACUGCAAGGUGUUCUAAGCAGUGCUCCCCUGGUGCUCCCUGGUCGUCAUGCUCUGAAUGCCACUCUUAUGGCAGCCAGUAUUGGUGGGAUGGUUCCCUACAUGAUGGAUCCCAGUUACAUCACAGGCAUCACCUGUCUUGGAUCUGUCUCUGCUCUCUCCGCUGUCAUGGGUGUAACCUUGACGGCAGCUAUUGGAGGCGCUGACAUGCCGGUGGUGAUCACCGUACUGAACAGUUACUCAGGCUGGGCUCUGUGUGCCGAGGGCUUCCUGCUCAACAACAACCUGCUGACCAUCGUCGGAGCUCUUAUUGGCUCGUCCGGAGCCAUUCUGUCAUACAUUAUGUGUGUGGCUAUGAAUCGCUCACUGGCUAACGUGAUCCUGGGAGGCUACGGCACGUCUUCCACCGGCACGGGAAAGCCCAUGGAGAUCAUAGGGACGCACACCGAGGUCAACGUGGACCAGACCGUCGACAUGAUUAAAGACGCCCAGAGCAUAAUCAUCACUCCAGGGUAUGGACUCUGUGCUGCAAAGGCCCAGUACCCCAUUGCAGAGUUGGUGAAGAUGCUCCUCGAAGCUGGCAAGAAAGUCAGGUUUGGUAUUCACCCUGUGGCCGGCCGUAUGCCGGGUCAGCUCAAUGUGCUGUUGGCCGAAGCUGGUGUCCCGUACGAUAUUGUCCUGGAGAUGGAGGAGAUUAACGAAGACUUUGCUGAAACUGACCUGGUCCUGGUGAUUGGUGCCAACGACACAGUAAACUCUGCCUCCCAAGAAGAUCCCAACUCUAUCAUUGCGGGAAUGCCCGUGCUGGAGGUCUGGAAGUCUAAGCAGGUGGUUGUGAUGAAACGCUCCCUGGGUGUGGGAUACGCAGCUGUCGACAACCCAAUCUUCUACAAGCCCAACACCGCGAUGUUGCUCGGCGACGCCAAGAAGACGUGCGAUGCCCUGCAAGCCAAGGUCCGCGAUUCCCAGAGCCAGUAAGGCGGACACCUCUACCAAGAGCACACAUCGAACAAAAAAGGUGGAAGACGAUGAGUCGCUGUUUCUCCCAAAAGUAUCUCCACAUAGGUGUCAAAGAUGACCAUUGACCGUGACUCUGCUCAUUGAGCGGUGACGGUUCAAGGUUUUUGGCGCACCCUUUCCUGUCUAAUAAAUAAGUUGCGAUGUUUGCUGUAAAGAGAAGCACGCUUGCGCGGUAGGAGCCAAGCAAUGCUGAUGUUUUGGUAUUUACAGGCACUUUUAUUUCUAGAUAUUAAAGGAUUCUGUGGAAUCUGGGGAGCAACCAACGAUGUCAUCUUCACACCGAUAUUAAUGUAAUGCAACAUCAGAAAUGUAGAUGCAGACAAGUAAAAAUUCAGUUAUGUUUUUAGGAAAUUGUCAAUAGAUCAUAGAAAAUGUUUAGAUGAAUUGUAAUUGAAAAGCAGUGUGAUAAAGAGAGGCAUGAGAAAGUUGUGCACGAAGGUUUUUUUUUUUUCUCCCAAUUUUCUUGUAUUGUACGGUAAUUUGGUUUUCCCUUUUCUAUACAGAUAGGUCGUGCUAAUGUCUCACCUUUUACUGUUUAAGUAACCAGAAAAAAAGCGGCACAGUAGAACAUCUUUGUAAAGUUUGAUCAUUUCCACUUUUAUAGCGUACUAGGAUUUUUGUAUUUGGUCUAAUAAUUCUCAAAAUAACUAGAAAUAUGUUAAGAAGGCAUAGCCAGUGAUGGAAAUCUGGUCAUCCUACUUUCUUUUCACUUUUGUCUUGUUAAAUUAAAGAGGCGUUCAACCCGCUUCUAUGGAGCAUUUUUUGCAAUGAACCAAAUGGAUCUGACCUUAAGUAUGAAACCACCGCAGUAAUGUAAUGCUAAGACUGUACCACUCCUGCAUCAACACUCUUGUAUCUCUAGUAGCUGAAUGGAUUUAAUUAUGUUUUUGAACCAGUUGCAUCAAAUCAUCCUUUUGUCAUGCUCUCAUUUGGCCUUUACAGUAAAGAAGGAUGUUAUUUUGAUGAAGUCUGUGGCUCCAUCCCCUCCAAUUUGAGCGUCCUCGUUGGAUUUCGAUGGGGAAAUGAAGGAUCACUGUUUUGUAAACUUAAACCUGACUGUUGUGAGAGGACUCAAAAGCAAAAUUAGACUUGAUUCCAAAUACAGUUGUUUAAAAUAGUUACCAAGAAUUUCCAUAAUGCCCAAAUGUCCCCUUUUACUAUUAUAAAGGGACUAGUUGCUGAUAACCUCAAUUUUUUUUGAAAGAUCCCUAACAAAAUGACCAGCUCCCACUCUACACGUGACAAUCUCCUAACUAAAAACCCCAGAAACUCACUCCAUGUUUGAUUACUAAAUGUUAUCUGCCACCCCUUUUUCAUGCAUUUCACGGUUUUGAUGGUCCACGGUUGGAGUAACAUGGUGACCGGUUAGCGGUCUACAGUUCUGUAAGAAGUUGUUAUAGAUGUUAUAGUUUCAUCCUGGGACCUGACACAUUGACCAACUAUCCUACCUCUCCCUAAAAAGACCAAUCAUUUUAUAGAGGGCCGUCAUCUGACCAAUGACGUUUGACUCAAUUUCCCACAGGACGUCUUUUCCAUCCACACAGCAAAAUUCAACCAGUCAACUGUCAUGUGUCUUAAACUUGACCAUUUGCCUCUUGUGUUGUGUUCACGUCCCAUUUUUAAUCAUCAGACCUCAGCUUACGGCUUCAUAGUUCAGUGUGUUGUGCAAAAAUGCAGCUGCAGAUGUCAUUCGCUUUCAUGAGGUUAUUUCUCUCAUAUCUCAUGCUUAAUACUUGCUGUAGUUUCUUGCCAUUUUCAAGAUAUUGAUCAAAAUAAUAAAAAUGAAUUGUUCUGCCAAUGUGCACCCUUAUGCCCUUGACCCUUUUUGUCUUCAUAAGGAAGUAUUUUUGUAAAGAGGCACCAUGUUUGUGCAAAGCCACAAUGGGGUUUUGAGGAUGUACAAUGUUUCAAUGCAACGUACAGGAGAUGAAAUGUACUGUAAAUGCCCCCCCCCCCCCCCCUUUUCGUUCAUCAUGGAAGAAUUUCAUCCCUAAUAAAGCUGUAUUUACACAAGA